Messenger RNA from Alosa alosa (allis shad), 2736 nucleotides. RefSeq names its product lamin B1 (gene lmnb1). The coding region runs from base 348 to 2126 and encodes 592 amino acids. The record is from RefSeq and is a predicted model, not a curated record. Lineage: Eukaryota; Metazoa; Chordata; Actinopteri; Clupeiformes; Clupeidae. The transcript is spliced from 11 exons.
CAAAGUGCGGCGUUUUCAUGGGCCUUGUGGAUAUCUUGCCUUUUCGCAGCUUCUACAAUAGGCAGUUUACAAAUGGUUGUUUUGUUGUAAGCUAGUAUUUAUUUGAUCGCGCAAUUCCAAAAUUGCAGUAGGAAAACCAACUGCCACUGUAGGCCAAGCUUUAUCUGGAUUGCUGUAUUUAACACGUUUCUUUUAACCAGUCAGUUUGCUCUGGUCGCCUGAGUCAAUUGUUCGCGACUCGACAUCUGUUUUACACCAGUUUUAAGAGGUUUCAUUUGGUGGGUUAUUAUUAUUUUUUUAAAUAUUAGGCCUACUUUUAAAUUUCGAAUCAGCAUUUUUGUUUUACAAUGGCGACCGCAACUUCAACUCCGGCCGGGCAAAGAAUAAGCUCCCGCACUGCCGGCAGUACUCCUCUGAGCCCCACGAGGAUAUCCCGGCUGCAAGAGAAAGAAGAGCUCUGCAACCUGAACGACCGACUGGCCAUUUACAUCGACAAAGUCCGAAGUCUUGAAUCCGAGAAUAGCGUUCUGCAUCUGCAAAUCAGCGAGAAAGAAGAAGUCAGGAGCCGGGAGCUUACGGGUUUGAAAUCACUGUACGAAACCGAGCUCGCGGACGCCAGGAGAUCCCUCGAUGACACGGCUAGGGACCGCGCGAGGCUGCAGAUCGAAUUGGGAAAGAUCAAAUCCGAGCAUGAGCAGUUACUACAGACUCACGCCAAGAAGGACGCAGACCUCUCCGGCACCCAGGCCCGGCUGAAGGACCUGGAGGCGCUGCUCAACUCCAAAGAUGCAGCUCUGUCCACCGCACUGUCCGAGAGGAAGGCCCUGGAGGCGGCCGUGGCUGACCUGCAAGCCCAGGUCCAGGAGCUGGAUGCAGGCUUGAUCGCAGCCAAGAAGCAGCUGGGCGACGAGACUCUGCUCCGCGUGGACCUGGAGAACCGCUGCCAGAGCCUGAUGGAGGACCUGGACUUCCGCAAGAACAUGUUUGAGGAGGAGAUAAAGGACACUCGCCGCAGCCUCGAGACGCGUAUGGUGGAGGUGGACUCUGGCCGGCAGGUGGAGUACGAGUUCAAGCUGCAGCAGGCCCUGAUGGACAUGCGCCAGCAGCAGGAGGACCAGCUCAAGCUCUACAGAGAAGAGAUGGAGUCCACCUACGUGGCCAAGCUGGAGAACGUGCGUCUGUCGUCGGAGAUGAACAGCAGCGCUGCCAGCAUGGCCCGCGAGGAGCUGAAGGAGUCGGCGCUCCGCGUGGAGAGCCUCGCCGCCCAGAUGGCCAGCAUGCAGAAGGAGUCUCGUGGCUGGCAGGAUCGCAUCAGCGAGCUGGAGUCAGCCCUGGCCAAUGAGCGUGACACCAGCCGACGACUGCUGUCCGAAAAGGAGCGUGAGAUCGCCGACAUCCGCGCCAAGAUGCAGCUGCAGCUGGACGAGUACGAGCAGCUACUGGACGUUAAGCUGGCCCUCGACAUGGAGAUCAAUGCCUACCGCAAGCUCCUGGAGGGAGAGGAGGAGAGGCUGAAGCUCUCCCCUAGCCCAUCGUCUCGCGUGACUGUGUCGCGGGCGUCCUCAUCGCGGAGCGUGCGCACCACACGGGGCAAGAGGAAGCGCGUGGAUGUGGAGGAGUCUGAAGCCAGCAGCUCGGUCAGCAUCGCCCACUCGGCCUCGGCCACUGGCAACGUCUGCUUUGACGAGCUGGACGUGGACGGCAAAUUUGUCCGUCUGCAAAACGCCUCCGAAGAGGACCAGGCCAUGGUGGGGUACGAGAUGACCAGAGUGAUCGGCGACACCUCGGCCACCUACAAAUUCACCCCCAAAUACGUCCUCAAGGCUGGGCAAAAAGUCACUAUCUGGGCCUCCAAUGCUGGCGUGAGCUCCAACCCCCCCACCGACCUCGUCUGGAAGAGCCAGAGCUCCUGGGGCACCGGGGAGGACGUGAAGGUCGUGCUGACUGACCCUCAGGGAGAGGAGGUGGCUGUGAGGAGUACGGUGUUCAAGACAGCCAGUGCUGAAGAGGAGGAAGAGGAGGAUGAAGACUACGACGAUGAGGACGGUGUGGAGGUAAUGGAGGAAGAUCUCUUCCACCAGCAGGGAGAUCCCCAUCCUGCCAAGAGAGGUUGCUCUAUCAUGUAAUCUCAUCCAACCACCUCCAGACCGCUCACCUCAUCCUCCAACAACUUGUCACUGCCAGCUGCCAACCCUACCAUCACAGAACUAUUUUUAUACCUUUUUAGUGAUUGUAAAAACAAACAAAAACAUUUUUUUUUCUUAGGUUUAUUUUUUGGUGACACAGUACAUUUUUAUUUUUAUGCAACUCAUGAUUUCACAGUACUGGGCUUUGUAUGAACCAAAUUAUAAUUUCUAUAAUUAUUAUUAAUAAUAUGUUUGUUUUAUCAGAGGGGAGGACUUUUUUUGUAGCACAACAAAUUGGAACAUCUGUGACCAGAGGCAGCUUUGUGAAAUUGUCAGUUCCUUCAGGUGCUUCUCAGUAUCUCUACUCUCUAUUUCUACUCUUAUGAAGAAAUUUAGGAUUUUAAAGCCUUUUUCUAGAAAGUGUUGAUUUUUUUUAUAGGAGCUUCUUUCUCUCUCUGAUAGUCUUAGAAGGUUAAGAUGGAAAUAUAGGCUGUAUUUUACAUGCAUGCGAGUGUAAAGAGAAUAAAGAUUAAAGUUUGUAAAGUUUUUUUUUUUUUUUUAAUUUUUUUUUUAUUAUUAUUAUUAUACCUACUGGUAAUUGGUUGAUACU